Molecule: messenger RNA, 873 nt
Organism: Chenopodium quinoa (quinoa)
Lineage: Eukaryota; Viridiplantae; Streptophyta; Magnoliopsida; Caryophyllales; Amaranthaceae
Exons: 1
Coding region: 99-620 (173 amino acids)
Source: RefSeq, a predicted model, not a curated record
GAUUGUUAUUCAUUCAAAAACUUAACCAAAUAUCAUUCACAAUAGAUAAAAGCUUUCACACAUUGUUUUCCUUUCCGAUUUUAUUAAACCUAAGUGCCAUGUCUUCCGAGGCAAUGAAGCCAAACCCACCUUCUAUUGAAGGGGAGGGGCUCAGACAGAUAGACCGUGAGACUAAAGAGAUGGUUAAUGCAAUUACCUCUCGCAUGAAUGAUCUUCAUCAGAUCCAAAAGUCGGGAGCAAGUGGGCCCCUUGGUCCCCACAUGGGGGAUGAGGAUGAAAACGGAGUUAGAAUCAUCACAAUUUCUGGGACCAACACAGGAGCUACCAUGAGGGGUGAUUUGUUGGAUCGCCAUCAUAAGCAGCAGCAUGACGAUCAUGAGGAAUUGCCUGGUGAUGAUCAGCCUGAAAGUUUGGACACUUAUGUGAACAGCAACUUCCAGGCUGUCAACAACUCCAUCAUGUUUGGUGGUACCUACGCUAGCAAUGAUCCAGGUGUUCACAUGGAAAUCGUUGAUAUGAUAGACACCAAUGGACGGAGGGUUGAGAAGCAAGGGAGGAGAGGAUUACGAAAGGGGAAGGAGCCUGCUCAAGGCAAUCUACAGAAUGAGUUUUCUGAAUGAUCGUGUGACAAGAAAUCAAAUAUGACCAAAUAAUUCUGUUGUUUGUAAUUUCUAUAUAUAUUCAGCUUCUGAUAUGUUACAUGAUAGAAGUAAUGAUGAUACAACUAAGUUUUAUAUAUAGAUUACCUAAAGAAUGUGAGGAUGUAUUACUUGAUGAGUUGAGUAGCUCUUGAUUCUGUUACCUGUACCUGUUAUUAAGAGUUGUACCUCUAUAUACAAAAUAAUGGCAAUUUCUAGCUUUCCUCAGUUUUAA